Messenger RNA from Talpa occidentalis (Iberian mole), 749 nucleotides. Its product is annotated as ribonuclease pancreatic-like. The transcript is spliced from 2 exons. The record is from RefSeq and is a predicted model, not a curated record. Gene Ontology annotation, molecular function: RNA nuclease activity; nucleic acid binding. The coding region runs from base 110 to 526 and encodes 138 amino acids. NCBI's taxonomy places the organism in Eukaryota, Metazoa, Chordata, Mammalia, Eulipotyphla, Talpidae.
UCUAUAAGAUCUGAACCCCAGGGACCCUGGAAUUGCAGAAACUGGCCUCCACUCUCUCCCAGAGAUCAAGCUAGACACCCAGGUGCUGCCUCCAGGAAGCAACUACACCAUGGCUCUCAAGUGCCUUGUCCUGUUCUCACUGCUGGUGGUGCUGGUGCUGGUUGGGGCCCAGCCUCCUGCAGCUCAGAAUUUCCAUCAGAGGCACAUGGACACCAACCCCAGGGACUUAGGCCACAACUACUGCAACCAGAUGAUGAGGAACCGGAAUCUUUUAAACAGAAACUUCAACACCUUUGUGCACGAGACCUUUGCAGUUGUCCAGGCCGUCUGCCGGGAGCCAAGAAUCCGCUGCAGAAACGGGGAGAACAACUGCCACAGGAGCAGACAAAAUAUGAUGAUCACAGACUGUAAUCUGACAGGCCUUCACCCCAACCCUACCUACAAUACCAAUAGGCAUCAAGCAUCUAUCAUCAUUGCCUGUGUGGGGAACCCGCCGGUGCCCGUCCACUUUGAUGGUUCCGGCUAGGUCUCCACUGAGGCCAGAUAGAGAUACAUCCCUACGACCACUCAUUACCCUGGCCCCUACUCUCCUGAGCUCUUCCCUCUUCACCCUGAUGGGAAUAACCCAAGUUGGGCUCCUGGUCAUCCCACACCAGCAUCCCUGCCUGAGGCUUGUACCAUGUGCUUUGGGCGAGGUAGGAGACAGCUUUUGCAGGGCCCCAUGUUAACCUCCUCUCUGCUUCUUUCAA